CCCAGGGAAGGAGGGAGAGGGCGGGGCGGCAGCGAAGGCCCAGGAUAAAAGGGGGCGGAGGCGCCGUCCGGGCCCAGCCAGCCCACCAUGCAAGCCCCCCGUCUGCCCUGGUUCUUCCUGCACGCCUGGUGGGCCCUGCUCCAGGCGGGCGCCGCGACCGUGACCCCGUCGCCCCUCCGUACGCGGGGGCAGCCCUCGUCGCCGUCCCCUCUAGCGUACAUGCUGAGCCUCUACCGUGACCCGCUGCCCCGGGCGGACAUCAUCCGCAGCCUGCAGGCGCAAGAUGUGCACGCCGAUGGGCAGAACUGGACCUUUGCUUUUGACUUCUCCUUCCUGAGCCAAGCGGAGGAUCUGGUGUGGGCCGAGCUCCGGCUGCAGCUGGCCGGCCCUGUGGACCUUCCCCCUGGCGUGCUGCCCUCCAUUGAGAUUUUGCACCAGCUAAAGCCGGAUGCGGAGCAGGACCCAGCCGACUGCCGGGAGCGUCUUCGGAUGGACUCGUUCACUGUUCCUCUGUCCCAGAUGACCUUUUCCUCAGGCAGCAUGGUCCUGGAGGUGACCAGGCCUCUCUCCAAGUGGCUGAAGCACCCUGGGGAGCUGGCGGAGCAGGCGUCCAGUUUGGCCAGAGAGUGUCCGCAGCGGCCUCCCGUGCCGCCGGUCGCCAGUGCGCUCCUCGUGCUCUACUCCAACCUCUCCCCGGAGCAGAGGCGGCUGGGUGGCUCCACCUUGCUGUGGGAGGCGGAGAGCUCCUGGCGGGCCCGAGAGGGACAGCUCUCCCAGGAGAGGGGCCGGAGGCACCGCCGGCACCACUUGCCGGACAGAAGCCAGCUGUGUCGGAAGGUCAAGUUCCAGGUGGACUUCAACCUCAUCGGAUGGGGCUCCUGGAUCAUCUACCCCAAGCAGUACAACGCCUACCGUUGUGAGGGCGAGUGUCCUAACCCUGUGGGGGAGGAGUUCCAUCCCACCAACCACGCAUACAUCCAGAGCCUGCUGAAACGAUACCAGCCCCACCGAGUCCCUUCUACGUGCUGUGCCCCAGUGAAGACCAAGCCAUUGAGCAUGCUGUACGUGGACAAUGGCAGGGUCCUUCUAGACCAUCACAAAGACAUGAUUGUGGAAGAAUGUGGGUGCCUCUGAGGAGAUCCUGGUGGGAGCUGGAUUUGCCUGUACCCUGGGAAGGUUCUAGAAGGUUCGGGAAGGUCCUAGAAGACACGAUAGCCGUCUAACCCAAUGAGGAGAGUGGGGGGAAGUUUGCUCUGCCUGCCAGAUGUGAGGAGGAAGGCGCCCACUCUGUAAAGGAAGGUUCCUGCCGUCAGGAGAGAGGGCAAGCCUGUGGAAGCAGCCUUGUUGGGUUUUCUCUUUACUGAAGAGACAGUGGUGAAUAAAAGCACUAGCGAAAGGGUUCUUUGACUUUUUAACCUGUGAACCCCCAGAAAUUAUAUGCAAACGUUGGGGCAUACGUGCAUUCAUUUUUGAGGUGGGACAGAUUAUCUGUAACUUUGAUGUAUUCUCAAAAGUGGUCUUUGACCACCCCUGCCAAGAUUGAGUUCACUGUGUUAAAUUAAAAACAGUUGGC
Neofelis nebulosa (Clouded leopard) is the source of this 1573-nucleotide messenger RNA. RefSeq names its product nodal growth differentiation factor (gene NODAL). The transcript is spliced from 3 exons. Gene Ontology annotation, molecular function: cytokine activity; growth factor activity; type I activin receptor binding. Gene Ontology annotation, cellular component: extracellular region. The record is from RefSeq and is a predicted model, not a curated record. Bases 88 to 1134 code for a protein of 348 amino acids. Gene Ontology annotation, biological process: BMP signaling pathway; SMAD protein signal transduction. NCBI's taxonomy places the organism in Eukaryota, Metazoa, Chordata, Mammalia, Carnivora, Felidae.